This is a messenger RNA of Rhagoletis pomonella (apple maggot), 621 nucleotides long. RefSeq lists its product as uncharacterized. The transcript is spliced from 2 exons. Lineage: Eukaryota; Metazoa; Arthropoda; Insecta; Diptera; Tephritidae. The record is from RefSeq and is a predicted model, not a curated record. Bases 1 to 621 code for a protein of 206 amino acids.
AUGAAAUUAGCAGUGCUCUGUCUCGCCUUUGCAUUGUUCCUGGCUGCCGCCACGGCCAAUACGGAUUACAUCGUCGAUGACGAACAACUAACAGAAUUCAUUCCCUUGGACUAUGCUGAGGAGAGUAUCGACCCGGAUAUCUUGGGUGUAUUUGGUCCUUUAUACUUUACCAUCAAAGCCAGCUUACGUACCUUGAAAGGUGUAAAUUGCACCAUCAAAAGGGUAAUGAGCAUUCGCAGUGCUGGAGUGGAUUUCCUGGAAGCCGUCGAAGAUUGCAAUACCGGCGUUUUAAAGGAUUUCAAUGCGCUUAUUAACCAAGUUCAAGCUGUUGUGAAUACCUGCAACGAUAUCAUCAAUUUGAACAGCAAUGUGUGCAAUAACGGCACACUGGACGAUGAGAUGGAUGCCAACAAGAAAACUCCAGCCCGUUGUGCUUCAAAAUUGUUGAACAAAAUGAUUACGCUAAAGAAACAGAUCUCAAAAACUAUUAAGUUGUCGAAGAAAUUGCCAUCCACACCAGGCACCUAUGCUGGAUGCGCGAGCAGUGCUGUGGGUGAUAUGAUUUCGGUGUUCACUGAAUUUCCCACUUUCGUGAAGAACUGCUCCAAAUUGAAGAAUUAA